Cornus florida is the source of this 2106-nucleotide messenger RNA. RefSeq names its product transmembrane 9 superfamily member 3-like. Gene Ontology annotation, biological process: protein localization to membrane. The transcript has 7 exons. Lineage: Eukaryota; Viridiplantae; Streptophyta; Magnoliopsida; Cornales; Cornaceae. Bases 108 to 1883 code for a protein of 591 amino acids. The record is from RefSeq and is a predicted model, not a curated record. Gene Ontology annotation, cellular component: membrane.
CCCGAUUCUGGGGUCUGGACUGCCCUUACAGAGUUAUCGAGAUCUAUUUUCUUCAGUUCUCUAAAAAUCUCUCUCAAAACACUCGUUGUACUUUGAAGGUGCCUGGUAUGGAGAAGACGAUGGCGUGGCUUGUCCUUGCCCUUCUCUUGAUUUGCACUGCAACACAAGUAAGAUCGGAUGGUUCUGAUCAUCGAUACAAAGCUGGAGAUCAGGUCCCUCUCUACGCCAACAAGGUCGGCCCUUUCCACAAUCCCAGCGAAACAUACCGCUACUUCGACCUCCCUUUCUGUUUGCCAGCUCAUGUGAAAGAGAAAUCGGAGGCUCUUGGUGAAGUUUUGAAUGGUGAUCGUUUGGUCAGUGCUCUCUAUAAACUUGACUUUUUAGUUGAUAAGGACUCUGAAAUUAUUUGCAAAAAGAAGCUGACAACGAAGGAAGUUGCUCAGUUCCGAAGUGCUGUUACAAAGGACUACUUUUUCCAAAUGUACUAUGAUGACCUGCCACUCUGGGGUUUCUUAGGGAAGGUUGACAAGGAAGGCAAAGCUGACCCCAGCGAGUACAAAUACCAUCUUUUUAAGCAUCUUCUCUUUGAGAUCCUUUACAAUAAGGAUCGUGUCAUUGAGAUUAAUGUACGAACUGAUCCUAAUGCCCUUGUGGACCUUACUGAGGAUAAAGAAGUUGAUGUUGAUUUCAUGUACACCGUCAAGUGGAAGGAAACAAAUACUCCUUUUGAUAAGAGGAUGGAGAAGUACUCUCAAUCUUCUUCACUACCACAUCACUUGGAAAUCCAUUGGUUCUCAAUAAUUAACUCCUGCGUCACAGUUCUCCUCUUAACUGGUUUUCUUGCCACGAUUCUCAUGCGAGUCCUGAAGAAUGAUUUUGUUAAGUAUGCCCAUGAUGAGGAGGCGGCUGAAGACCAAGAAGAAACUGGGUGGAAGUACAUCCAUGGCGAUGUUUUUAGGUACCCAAAACACAAGUCUCUGUUUGCUGCUGCCCUUGGUUCUGGAACCCAGCUAUUUGCCCUUACAUUAUUUAUCUUUGCACUUGCUCUGGUUGGUGUGUUCUAUCCAUACAAUCGAGGAGCGCUGUUCACUGCACUGGUUGUCAUAUAUGCACUUACAUCUGGGAUAGCAGGCUAUACUGCAGUCUCUUUCUACUGUCAGCUAGAAGGAACAAAUUGGGUGAGAAAUUUGCUGCUGACUGGAAGCCUAUUUUGCGGACCCCUGUUUCUUACAUUCUGCUUUCUCAAUACAGUUGCAAUUGUUUACAGUGCUACCGCAGCACUGCCUUUUGGUACAAUAGUUGUGAUAGUCCUCAUUUGGACUCUAGUAACGUCACCUCUGCUAGUAUUGGGUGGGAUUGCAGGGAAGAAUAGCAAGGCAGAGUUUCAAGCUCCUUGUCGCACCACAAAAUAUCCAAGGGAGAUCCCACCUUUGCCUUGGUACCGUGGAACUCUUCCUCAGAUGGCAAUGGCAGGGUUUCUUCCUUUCAGCGCAAUUUAUAUUGAACUCUACUACAUAUUUGCCAGUGUGUGGGGUCACAGGAUCUAUACCAUAUACAGCAUCCUAUUCAUAGUCUUCAUUAUUCUCCUGAUUGUUACUGCUUUCAUUACUGUGGCAUUGACAUAUUUUCAACUUGCUGCUGAGGAUCAUGAAUGGUGGUGGAGGUCUUUCCUCUGUGGUGGAUCAACUGGUUUGUUCAUCUAUGGCUACUGCUUAUAUUACUACUAUGCACGAUCGGAGAUGUCAGGUUUCAUGCAAACUUCGUUCUUCUUUGGGUACAUGGCUUGCAUCUGCUAUGGUUUUUUCCUCAUGCUUGGGACUGUUGGUUUCCGUGCUGCACUGUUAUUUGUCCGUCAUAUAUACCGCUCUAUCAAGUGUGAGUAGCAAGUUGGUCUUUCUGAUCAAGAGGUAUGUUUUAAGGAUUUUUUGGGAUUCCCUCAGUGAUCAAGGACCAUGUAGGACCGUAGGACUUAUCCGAAGGAAGCUUGUAUUGUUUUACAUCAGUACUAUGUGGAAAAUAUUAUAUUUUAACGUUUUCAGCACAACAAUAUAUAUGAUAUAUAUAUUAGUGUUAGAAUUUUUAUAUGAGAUUUUAUUGUUGUUUCAA